CACCUCGGUUUCUGCGGACACCAUGGAUGUUUAAAAGGAAGGAGGGAGAAUAAGAGCACAACUUGAAUAAGAACCGGUUCCGUUCCAGUCUAGAGAUGAUGUUUUCGUCCGCAGGAAAGCGCUGCUUCACCAUAGAGUCUCUGGUGGCCAAAGAGAACCCCCUGACCGUGGAGGACCCCAUCCGUCCGACGGCGUUAAGUUACUCCAACCCGACGACGGAUGCCUUAAUGAACGGGUACCAGGGCCCCCCAGCACGGCCCCUGUACCAGAGCCCGGACCUGGUGUUCCCGGAGACGGUGAACCACCCCUCCCUCACCGUGGCCCCGCACCAGCUCGGGGGCUCCCACCUACAGCAUCCGCACUUCUUCGGGACACAGCACCGGGACCCGCUCAACUUUUACCCCUGGGUCUUACGGAACAGGUUUUUCGGGCACAGAUUUCAGGGGAAUGACGUGUCUCAGGACAGUCUGCUGCUCCACGGUCCGUUCGCGCGCAAACCCAAACGGAUCCGAACCGCCUUCUCCCCGUCCCAGCUGCUGCGUCUGGAACGGGCCUUCGAGAAGAACCACUAUGUGGUGGGAGCGGAGCGGAAACAGCUGGCGAACAGCCUGAGUCUGUCCGAAACACAGGUGAAGGUGUGGUUCCAGAACCGGCGGACUAAAUACAAGCGACAGAAGCUGGAGGAGGAAGGACCGGAGAGCCAGCAGAAGAAAAAGGGCAAUCACCACAUUAACAGAUGGAGGCUGGCUACCAAACAGACCAGCUCUGAGGACAUAGACGUCACCUCAGAGGACUGAAACUACAACCCACAAUGCACCUCUGACAAAGGACCAACUCUAUUUAUUAUGUAAUAUUAUUAAGUAUAAUUAGACACAUUAGAGGAAGACACAAGGACUAAAUAUGUGAUCGCCACUCAUCUCUUCAUGGAGGUGCUACAUUCAGUGACACUGGGAAAAAAAAAAAACGAUCUGUGAUAGGAUGAGGAGACAUCGUUCCCUCUAUCGCUUAAUUAUCUUUUGGUGUGCGACGACCGAAGAAAAGAAACAUCCUUCUCUCGUAGUGUUUUGUUUUGUUUUUUUUUUAGUCGUACACAGGCUGCGUCUAAAAUGUUGUUUUUGAGGCUUUUUUUGGUUUCAUUAAAUCUGUUUUUUUACCACCUGCUUAGGUCAUUAACACCUCAUGGCUCCAGUCCGCCAUCUGCGUGAGCCGUGUUAAUUCCAAUUCAACAACGACAACAACACUUUUAAUCCACCUAGAGAGCUGGAAACUGUCUUUACUGGCCAUAGAACAAAAAAAAAAAAAAAAAAAAGGAAAUGAAUGUCUCAGAUUGUUGUCGGCUGCAUUAGUUGAUUUUUUUUUCUUGAUGAAUGAAGAAAAGUGGCUCCUGGUUCUGGGACUUAUAAGAACCUGAAGAGACCACAACAUGAAACCAAGCUCACAUCUACUGCAUGUCAUGCCUCUUCUUCUUCUUCUGCCAUGAUGGACGACACCAGGCCUGAUCCUCCAUUUGUUUAACGUCCGCAGAUUUCA
Molecule: messenger RNA, 1530 nt
Organism: Sphaeramia orbicularis (orbiculate cardinalfish)
Lineage: Eukaryota; Metazoa; Chordata; Actinopteri; Kurtiformes; Apogonidae
Gene: emx1
Product: empty spiracles homeobox 1
Exons: 3
Coding region: 96-797 (233 amino acids)
Biological process (GO): neuron differentiation; central nervous system development; regulation of transcription by RNA polymerase II
Cellular component (GO): nucleus
Molecular function (GO): DNA-binding transcription factor activity, RNA polymerase II-specific; RNA polymerase II cis-regulatory region sequence-specific DNA binding
Source: RefSeq, a predicted model, not a curated record